AUGUCUGCUACUGCACACAUACAGAAUAAACGGUCAAAAGGAGAGACAGGUGGAAGUGAAGAAAUAUGUAUAAAGGAUAAUGAUGCAUCGUUGAAGAAUCUCUACAGCGAUCUUAGGAACUCAUGUUACAGAACGCGUAAUCAUAAGAAUACAACACGCCCACGGCUUAUAAAAAGUCUUAAAUAUGGUAGUGAAGAACUUAAAGAUGAGGGUGGGUCUUUACUCAUCAGUAAACAUACUGGGAUAAGAGUGGUAUCCGUAUACUACAGUGAAACUUAUGACAAUAACCCACAAGUAAUAAAUAAGCCUCUCUUACUCAGACUUGUAAUCAGAGACAAUGGAACCCAUCAGUGGUAUGAGAACACUGGGGAAAAAUCUAAUACUAAAUGGAAGAAGAUACAAAAGCAUCCGUUUUAUCAGGGAAAUAAAGCAACAGAUGCACUUAAAAAGAAACUCAAUGAGCUCACAUGUAGAUUCUAUAAUCGUCAUUUCCUCGAUAUUUACGAGGCAGGGUCCUAUAAAUGUGCAUGCAAUAAUACCGUUAAUGUUUCUAAAGAAGAUAUUCGUGGUGUUGCUGGAUACACUAAAUACACACAUUCGUACGAAGCUAAGCCCAACUCCGUUAGGUAUGACAAUACUGUUCUUAUAUUAAAAGAUGAUAACAUACCCAUUCCACUCGAUGAUGAGAUCAUUAAAAAUCUCACAAUACAUUACUGGGAUGAAGAUACGAAACAUAGAAAGAAACCCCUGCUUAUGGAAGUUGCUGUAGGGUUCUUUGGUAACGGUCUAGUACCUCUUGCUAAUGAUGGAGAGGAAAACAACAAGAACUGGAGUAUGAUAAAAUCUGCAGAUGGUGGUUAUUUGUCAAAACUUUCUCAAACUGAACUUCCACUCAUACUUCAAGGACAAAAAUGUAAACUUUUCAGACCAGCAAAGAUAGAUGUCUCAGCCUGUGACACUAGAGAGUAUGAAAACGUGGAAUGUAAAAAUAAAAAAUGUAGGAAAGAUUGCCCUAAGAAUAUAAAGGUUGAUAAAUACCAUUUAGAAACUUUAAAAAACUAUACCGCUAAAGCGCACACCUAUACUAAUGGAGGAGAUAAUAAGACUUUUACCGUAACUGGUUUCACCGAUGGCCCUUCCAAGACUAACAUUCCGGCAGAACUUCCAAUAUGGGAUGUUACGGGGGUAAUAGUCUUCUUUCUGCAAUGUCCGAAAGAUCCUAAUGAUAAGGCUGGCAAAACACCUCUCCUGAUCUAUGUUAAGAGUAAGAGUGGAACUCAAGAGACUCACAAGUGGUACAAGAAUGAGGGUGGAAAUAGCUGGACAGUGGAAGGUAGACUAGGAAGCAAUGAUCCACAGACAGCUUCUAGAAAUGGUCUUGAGGAUAUCCUGGAUAAGAUUAAGAGUACGUUGGGACUUAGUUGUCCAGGCGAUAUCAAGAUUGUGGAAAAGCAACAAGAAGAGGCUAAAACACUAACCCAACAAAUACAAAAAAGUCAACCUGAAUCUCUUACUACACCUGUAGGAUCCUCUCAAGGUAGUACAGGCUCUGCAUCUCAGCAUGAAGGUGUCUCUAAAACUUCAGGCUCAGGUAUAGCUGAAUUAGUAGGCCAUAUUGAUGAACUAUUGAAAACAGUUAGUCCUCUUAUAAAGCUUGGAUCAGAUGGAUCGGCUCUAGUUGGACUGAUCGCUUCAAAUGCGGCUCUUCGCCUGGCUAAUACUGCUCUUGCUAGUGAAUCUGCUCAUGCCGUUGUUGCAAAGAGUGAUAAAGGAGAAAUUAGUACUAGUGAUGCUGGUGAUAGUGUUGGUAAAAAUGAUGAAGGUGGACAUCUUGAUGCUAGAACUGACUCUCAUGAACAAACACAAGAUAAUGUUGUUCAACCUUCUGUUGACUCACCUAACAAAUCUCCUUUAGAUGCUCCUCAAGAACGUCCUAACUCAUCUGAACAAGCUAAUACUAAAGGUGAUGUUGGUAAACCCAGAGUUGGUGAAGAUCAUGCUUCUACUCCUGCUGCUAUAUCCUUAGAUUCUGACUCUUCUGGUUCUGGCAAGUCUAAUCCUGAUCUAAAGAUUGUAGUUGGAGUACCUACGGGCAUUCUUGUUACUUCCGCCUUGGCUUGUUUUGCUGGAUGGAAACUUUAUAACCGCUUUAAAGGAGACCCUUGGGUUAGACAGAUUUAG
Messenger RNA from Theileria equi strain WA, 2181 nucleotides. RefSeq lists its product as hypothetical. The record is from RefSeq and is a predicted model, not a curated record. The transcript has a single exon. Bases 1 to 2181 code for a protein of 726 amino acids. NCBI's taxonomy places the organism in Eukaryota, Apicomplexa, Aconoidasida, Piroplasmida, Theileriidae.